Messenger RNA from Dermatophagoides pteronyssinus (European house dust mite), 633 nucleotides. RefSeq names its product U3 small nucleolar ribonucleoprotein protein IMP4-like. NCBI's taxonomy places the organism in Eukaryota, Metazoa, Arthropoda, Arachnida, Sarcoptiformes, Pyroglyphidae. The record is from RefSeq and is a predicted model, not a curated record.
AUGUUAAGAAAAUAUUCUGAUUCUGUAACAUCAUUACGUCGUAAAGUUAAUAACAACAAUACAAAUGUGAAUGAAAAUGUACUGAAGCCAUCGCAUAAUAUAUUAGUUACUAGUAGCUUUAACCCAAAUAAAAAUACGAAAUUAUUUAUUAGAGAGCUAUGUUAUAUAUUACCUAACGCUCAAAAAAUUAAUAGAGGAAGAUUAUCUCAAUGUGAUUUGAUUCAGUUAUGUAACGAAAAUAACGUUCAAAUUUUAAUUGAAAUAUCUGGUAAAAAUAUAGAGGGUAAUCCUAGUACUAUGAAAUUGAAAUUACGUCCAAUUUCAGCUAAUGACGCACUUAUAUUAGAUGGUUUUCCUAUGGAAAAAAAACCUUAUAAUAUUAUCUUACCAAUAAUUGCUAAUAUUUUUAACACACAAAAAACACAGCCACGAAAUUAUUUAGGAUUAUUUUUACGUAAUAAUUAUUCUAUAUUUGUUCGAGCAUAUUAUCUAUCAGAUGAAAAAAAAAACUUUGAUAUUAGUAAGAUUAUCGAAAACGGACCUUUAUUUGUGCUUACGCCAAUUAAAAUAAUUUCUACAAUUUCAAAAACUAGUUAUCAAGAUAUAGCAUGGGCUAACACACAGUUUUUUUAA